Molecule: messenger RNA, 1548 nt
Organism: Cuscuta campestris
Lineage: Eukaryota; Viridiplantae; Streptophyta; Magnoliopsida; Solanales; Convolvulaceae
Source: the annotation of a GenBank genome assembly
CUACUAGUUUUGGGGUAAUUAAAUUCUAUAAAGAAAAUUAUAAUAAAAAUUAGUGAUCUAAUUGAGGGCUAGCAAAAUGAAAUGGCAAUCAAUUUCAGCAAAUACAAACCCCUACAGCUCCUACAAAAAAAUGAUUAGACAACUCUAUAACACCCAAUAAAUCACAAUAACACCCACGAAAACCAGCAAAUUCCGCAUAAUUUUUCCACAAACGGAAAAAAAAAACUUAUCUGUUCCUAAAAUUAGAACGGAAUCCAAAAUCACGUAAAUAUAUGUUCCGUGUCUAAAAGUCAAGCUAAUCUGGAAUAUGCAGAAACAGAACUGGGGAAUCAAAACAGAGAUGGAUGAAGAGAAAAUCGGACGACGUUACCGGCAUAGAUGCGAUGAGCUCAGGCUGGGAUGGAUUUCCAAUGAUCGAUCGUAGAUUCUCCGUAUCCCAGCUCAGGCUGGGAUGGAUUUCCAUUUGGGAGAUUAUUCUCAUGACGGCAGAUAUAGGCCCUGUUUGGAAAAAGUAUACAACCAAGCUGGGCUCGAUUGAGCGGCAAGUUUUCACAUCACACUUCUCAGUGAAGCUUCCCCCCAAAGCUUCUCUUCCUGUCCAUCGCUUCAACCGGCGAUGGCGCCAAAACGCCGGCGCUCGAAGAACCGCAGAAAGCUUUCGAAACGAAGAGGGAGGUGAAGAGCCUGGAGAGGAAGAAGGAGUUAGUCCGAUGGUAGAGAAGUACUGGUUUCAAAGGUUCGAUCUGUUCUCCAGGUAUGACGAGGGGAUAAAGAUGGACGAAGAGGGGUGGUUUUCCGUCACGCCGGAGGAAAUUGCCGCCAGGCAAGCCGACUGCUGCUGCGGGGGUGUUGUCAUUGACGGUUUUGCAGGCGUAGGGGGUAAUGCUAUUCAAUUUGUGGCGAAGUAUAAUUAUGUGAUUGCAAUUGACAUUGAUCCUAAGAAGAUUGAAAUGGCUCGACACAACGCGAAGAUAUAUGGAGUGGAUGAAUAUAUCGAUUUCCUCGUCGGGGACUUCUUCCAAUUGGCUCCAUUUUUGAAGGGAGACAUUGUGUUUCUUUCUCCCCCAUGGGGUGGUCCAACCUACAAAUUGAGAGACACUUAUGGUCUAGAGCUUCUGAAUCCAAAAGACGGUUAUGCAUUAUUUCAGGCUGCACAAAAUAUUACACCAAACAUCAUCAUGUACUUGCCUCGUAAUGUGGCCUUGCUUCAAGUGGAACAUCUUGCUUGGUUAUCUUCUCCCCCUCUACCAUUUCAGAUUGAAGAAAGCAAGCUUCACGGCCAUGUGAAAGGCAUAACAGUUUAUUUUGGUGACAUUGCAUCCUCAUGAGCCAUAGCUCAAGUUCAUUUUAUCAAACUAGAGGGUUAAGCCAAAGUUCAGUACUUUUGAAUUGUAUGCGUUUGGAUUCAAGUCGACCCAAUGGGAUGGAAACCUUUAUUUUUGUACGAAGAUUUGAAUGUAUAUUAGCUUCUUUAUUUUGCAUAACUUUGUAAUUUGUUAAAUUCUCUCCCAAGUUUUUUUUUUUUGAAAAGAAAAAGCGACCUAGUUU